Messenger RNA from Menidia menidia (Atlantic silverside), 2107 nucleotides. Lineage: Eukaryota; Metazoa; Chordata; Actinopteri; Atheriniformes; Atherinopsidae. The record is from the annotation of a GenBank genome assembly.
CGACCGUCUGCCCAGCAGCACCGAGGGGACCCCAACCGGUGGAAUAAGUCCGUAAAAAGAAAAUUCUAAGAAAAGACAAAAAAAAAGGAGGAAAAACACGGAAUAUUUCUGACUCGGCUCAGGAAAAAGGAAUACAACUGAUUUUCCAAACUUGCUUCAAGUGUUUGCCAUCAUGAGGAUUUUCCCCUUCGCGCUCCUGCUGGUCCACGCCUUGGUGGUGUCCAGACUGGCCACAGGUGCUUCCGUGGACAGGUAUGAGAAGGACAGGCACACGUCUGUGAUCAACCUGCUGGACACAACCAGAGACCGGAGGGUUGAGGAGGACAGCGGGCACGUGGCCGACACAGUCUCAGAGUAUGAUCAGGAAGACAAAGAAGAGGACGAGUAUGAUGAUGAAUAUUACUCUGAUGAUGAGUAUGAAGAUGGCAUAUCCGGGGACUAUGAACUGGAACUGCCACGAGUCGCCAUGUCAAGCAAACCCAAAGAACCGUCCAACAUCCUGGAGGAAGACAACACUCAGCCAAAGAGAGUUAGAGGAAAGGGAAGAAAGAGGGGGAAAGGCAAGGGAAAGAAGAGAAACCCCUGCCUGAAGAAGUUCAAGGAUUUCUGCAUUCACGGCACCUGCCAGUACCUGAGGAGCAUCCGCCAGCCGUCCUGUGUGUGCGACCUAAAUUACUCUGGGGAAAGGUGUGAGUUUUUCACGCUGCCUUCCCACUCUCCCGGGGGCUACAACCGGACAACGGCCCUGGCCGUAGUGGCCGUGGUGCUGUCAUCCGUCUGCCUCACCAUUAUCGGUCUUUUACUAAUGCUUAGGUUUCACAAGCGGGGAGCGAGACGCAGCAGGGCAAAGAUGCAGAAAUUCUACCUCAAGCUUGGAACACAAAAGCGAACUGCAACAGGAGGUCCCGGAGGAAACAGGAACGUGCGCGGAGAAGGGAGCAGAGGGCAAACGCCCGAUGUUCUGGCAGAUUUCUCAGAUGGACAGAGGACAGCUGAACGUAUUCCUGAUGGCCCCAGAAGAACACGGCCCGUCUGAAGCUGGAAUACUAAGAGGUUCAGAAGAUGGACUGGAGAUGUGAUCAGCACGAAGGAACAAAAAGGAGGAGCAGUGUUUGGACCCUGUGCUGCUUCUUGACUGUAUGAAAAGAAAAGUUUCAAAUGGAACUGAAAUUUUUAACAGCAACGAGAGCUCAAUCAGAAUGUUUUGUUUUUUUCUCAAGAGACAGCAGUUUUAUAUUUUCCCACACAAGGCCAUCAACUUUUGUGUGUGCGUGUACAGAAUACAUUAUAUUUAUAAGUUUUAUUUAUUUAUUUAAGCUUACUGUAUUUAUGAAGAUUUUUAACCACCUUCAUCCAUUUUUAAAAUAUUAAUGUUACAUUUCUUUUUAUAUUUCUUAUUGGACAAUAUUUAUUUAUGAAACAGAAAUAAAAUGCAGAUACUUCUUCACUUAUCUAGUAUUUCAUGAAAAUGAAAAAGUAUUUGAUGUCUUUUGACUUUAAUUCUGGCACUCAGUAAAUGAUCAAUAGCACUGUGAUUAAUAAAUUGAUCAUUGAUAAGAUUUGAUUUUUUUUGUUUGUUUGACCUUCUAAUGGUGUAAAAAAGAGAAUGAACAGUGCUUUAGAGAAAAAUCUGGAGGCUGCCUCGUCCAACCAGUAGUUGUGGGUUCAGGAUUUAUGCUCAAAAGCCACAUUAGAGUUGGUAAAGAGGAAGGGCCGAGCCCUCUCUUUCAUGUUCCCCCAUCCAACUUUGUCCUGCUGGCUCGGGGAUGUUAAGGCCACAAAAGGCCUCAUGUUCGCUUCAGUUUUAUAAAGACGGACUAACAUAGGUCAUUACGGUUCUCUGCACUGACUGUGUACUGAUUAAAGGCAACACAAUCGCUCUCGGCAUCUGUAUUUCAAGGAAACUUUAAAGGGCAUCGAAUAUGGAAUGCACUGUAGCGAGAAAUGGGUGUGAAAAGGUUAAAUUAUGUCUUACCAGAGGAGAAACUGUCAAGCUGUCAUGAAAGAAAAUGUGAAUUCAAGUGUUCAACCCUUUCAAACCCUGCUCUGCAGUCUUGAAGUGAUUUUUAUUUGUGAUUUUUUAGAGCAAAAUAAAUAGAUAAUCUGA